CUUGUCAUUGUCCCGUUGUACCUCUGCAUCAGACAUGCUACCAACCCAGCCUGCAUAAGACCUUGAGCUUCAUCGUAUAAGACAGUGUCAUGACCUCCAAGAACACGGUAAAUUUUUAUUCGGAAGCUGUAUUUCAAGUGCUUCAUCCAUAGGAACUAGUCCGUUCAGGUUCUCGACGCAUUCUUUCCGGCUACAUCAUUCUUCGACGCCGACCAUGUCGUCACCUUCUCUCAUACCACAACCUCCUCCAAUCAGCGAUGAUUCUUCGCACAGAAUGAUUGAGGGACGUCAUGACAAAAGUCUAGAUGGCGGACGGCGCACCGAACACAUGAUUUCAUUUUCCAAUUUCGAACUGUCAAGUUCAUCCACGAUCCAAUACACUGAACAUUUACCACAUGGUGCUGAGUCUCUGGGCCGGUUCGAGGGCGCAAGCCGCCUUCAUUUGUCUUUGGGACAUCAAGCUGCCAAUCCUCCGAGAUCCGACGAGUAUAUCUCUGACACUGGACACGUCGCGCCAAAACCUGAUGGCACAAGAAUUUGCCUCACAUCGCACACGGCUCCGAACUCUGGAAUUCCGGGUCAGCCCUCGCUCGAGGCGGGUGGAGCGAAGGAGGCGAAGUGUUUCUGCGAGAACCUGGAGCUCGGCAUCAUGCCGCCUGCUCGCCUAAUCCACAACGGUAAUCUUUACAGAGUAAAGCAAGACCCAGUUGAGUAUCUAUCAACUUUGGAGAAGCCAUUCGCGGUUCCAUUUGGAUAUGUCAUCUUGCAUGGUGCCAAAGACUGGGUCACGGAGGGAACCUUGGUCGUAGGCUGUUAUCGAUCGGCCCUUGCUUGUUUCCAAUGUAAGAAGACCGUUAAAUGCGACAAAGAGCUAAGACCUGAUCAGAUCAAUGGGCUCUUGUCAACUAUAGAAUGACCUGACUCCUUAGACCUGCUGUCAUUCUCGUAGAUGCCAUUCAGAACGACCGAAAGGAACGAGAUACUGAUACGUUUUAAUAUACGCCAUCGGGUCUGGGCAGAGAUUGAAGGUAGUGUCUACAUCAGGAUUGAAAUAUGUACAGGUAGCGCGGUUUAUCGAGGUUGAAGCAAUAAAGCCAUUGGUAUUCACUUGAUGGAUCCGCAAUGGAGGCGCCAUUUGUGACGUCAAGUAUUUGUAUGUACGAUCUGCACAACGGCCAGGACUUUCGUGACCUCUAUUCCUAGAAUACGGCAGAUGAAUUUUUUGACGCGGACCAAAGGUUCGAGGUCGCAUUCCUGGAAGAUUACUUUGAUGAACCGACCAGCCGAGGGCUUGUGAUUUGGUUGGAGGCUACGCUCCCUAGUCUUGGCAGCCUUCCGGCUUUGAAAAGUCUAUGUAGG
Molecule: messenger RNA, 1359 nt
Organism: Colletotrichum godetiae
Lineage: Eukaryota; Fungi; Ascomycota; Sordariomycetes; Glomerellales; Glomerellaceae
Exons: 2
Coding region: 215-916 (233 amino acids)
Source: RefSeq, a predicted model, not a curated record